This is a messenger RNA of Orbicella faveolata, 822 nucleotides long. RefSeq lists its product as uncharacterized. Gene Ontology annotation, cellular component: nucleus. Gene Ontology annotation, biological process: regulation of transcription by RNA polymerase II. The record is from RefSeq and is a predicted model, not a curated record. Gene Ontology annotation, molecular function: DNA-binding transcription factor activity, RNA polymerase II-specific; RNA polymerase II cis-regulatory region sequence-specific DNA binding. Lineage: Eukaryota; Metazoa; Cnidaria; Anthozoa; Scleractinia; Merulinidae.
AUGUAUAGUUUCUAUGCGGCACCAUCUAGAGUUGGAGAGGGUUCCCUGCAGAGAACCAAAUCACGACCUCGUUGGCAGUCAAACUUCGGAAGAUAUGAUAUUCAACACCAGUUAGAGACGGUCAGGACGAGAAUUCCAAACGGAAAUAUCAAGAGAGAACUGCAGGAAAAAUCGCCAACUUUCCUCAGUCAAUCCCUCAUCUCUGAAAACGGAAAGCUGAGCGGGUGGCAAUUUGGAGCCACUCCGUAUUUUGGUGCGAGGUACCCCUGCCCUACGAUGUCGUUUAUUUCUCGCAGAUACUCACAGGAUUUGAAUACCUGUUCCUUUCCUAGGGCAAGUCCUGUGGCCACCAGGCUAGAACAGACAGAUACAUCUCUUGGGAAACCAAAAGGUUUAUCUGGGGAAGGAACCAGAACUACCACUGGGUUAUCAGAUAACGGUCAUGCGACAUUUGGAAGGCUUCUCAGCGAUAGCGAGCCGUUAACAAACCUACCAGAGCCUAAAACUGAACAGUUUCCGCAAGGACAACGAGAAGCCCUGGAAAGCAUCAACAUGGCUAUCAACAACUCAGCCAAGACAGGCCCAGAGUACCGGGAACGAAGAAGAAGGAACAACCUGUCGGCGAAGAAAUCGCGCGACGCCAGGAAGUUUCGAGAAUUGCAAAUGGGAAGGAAAUUGGUUUAUCUUGAGCAUGAAAACAUACGUCUGCGUGCGGAUAUUUAUGCAUCGCAGGAAGAAAAUUUUCGCUUAAAAAGAAUACUAAGCGCUAACUGCGAUGUUUUCAGCUCACAGCAAUUUCUGACAGAAAAACAAGAGAAUUAA